This is a messenger RNA of Sarcophilus harrisii (Tasmanian devil), 3512 nucleotides long. It is a transcript of the gene MATN2, whose product is annotated as matrilin 2. Gene Ontology annotation, molecular function: calcium ion binding. The transcript has 19 exons. Lineage: Eukaryota; Metazoa; Chordata; Mammalia; Dasyuromorphia; Dasyuridae. Bases 227 to 3097 code for a protein of 956 amino acids. The record is from RefSeq and is a predicted model, not a curated record.
GAGGAGACAGCGGCGGCGGCGGCGGCAGUGGCACGGAUUCUUGGUCUCCAGCGUUCCCAGGAGAGGAGCCGCCUGCUUUUUUGGACACCGAGGAGAACGAGGAAGACGUGGCCGCGCCUCGCCUCGCCUUUGGCUUCCACGCUACCGGAGCUGCAAGAGCCGCUGCGGCGAAGGAAGCAGUAGUAGCUGCAGGCUGGCCUUGGUGGUUAUUCAUUUGACUCUAGAAAUGGAGAAAAUGGUGCUGGUCUGCUGUCUUUUGUUCUUUGGACAAAUUCUACUUUUCCCUGCUGAGGCCAGGGAGAGGCACCUCCCAUGGCCAUUAUCAAGGGGAAGAAAUUCUCUGGCCCAUCCCCAGACUGCUUUGCUUGAAAGCUCAUGUGAAAACAAGCAAGCAGAUCUAGUUUUCAUCAUUGACAGCUCCCGCAGUGUCAGCCCCUAUGAUUUUGCAAAGGUGAAGGAAUUCAUUGUGACCAUCUUGCAAUUCCUGGACAUUGGCCCUGAUGUCACCAGGGUGGGCCUGAUCCAGUAUGGCAGCACCGUCAAGAAUGAGUUCUCACUGAAGACUUUCAAGAGAAAGUCUGAGGUAGAGAGAGCCGUCAAGAGAAUGAUGCAUUUGUCCACUGGCACCAUGACUGGGUUAGCCAUCCAGUAUGCAGUGAACAUUGCGUUUUCUGAAGCUGAGGGGGCUCGGCCUCUCAGGGAAAAUGUGCCCCGGAUUAUUAUGAUUGUGACAGAUGGGAGACCACAGGACCCAGUGGCUGAAGUAGCAGCAAAGGCUAGGAAUUCGGGCAUCUUGAUUUUUGCCAUUGGUGUGGGUCAGGUGGACUACAAUACUCUGAAAUCCAUUGGAAGUGAACCUCACGAAGACCACAUUUUCUUGGUGGCCAACUUCAGCCAGAUUGAGACUCUAACUUCAGUGUUCCAGAAUAAACUAUGCGUGGCCCACAUGUGCAAUAUCAUGGAGCAUAACUGUGCCCACUUUUGUAUCAACACACCUGGCUCCUACCUUUGCAGAUGCAAACAAGGAUAUAUUCUGAACACAGAUCAGAAAACUUGUAGAAUUCAGGAUCUAUGUGAAAUGCAGGACCAUGCCUGUGAGCAGAUAUGUGUAAAUGUUCCAGGAUCCUAUGUGUGCCAAUGCUAUAAUGGUUAUACCCUCGCUGAAGAUGGGAAGAAAUGUGUCAUUGUGGAUUAUUGUGCCUCAGAAAACCAUGGCUGUGAACAUGAGUGUGUAAAUGCUGAUAAUUCCUAUUUCUGCAAAUGCCAUAAAGGGUUUGCUCUUAACCCAGAUAAAAAAACAUGCAACAAGUUGGAUUACUGUGCUUCCCUUAACCAUGGUUGCCAGCAUGAAUGUGUUAAUACGGAGGAUUCUUAUUCUUGUCGAUGCCUGAAAGGAUUUAAUCUGAACCCAGAUAAGAAAACAUGCAGAAGAAUCAACUACUGUGCUAUGAGAAAACAUGGCUGUGAGCAUGAAUGUGCAAAUACAGAAGAAGGUUACUAUUGCCGUUGUCGUCCUGGAUAUACCCUCAACCCCAAUGGGAAGACUUGCAGAAGGGUGGAUCACUGUGCAGAGAAUAAUCAUGGCUGUGAGCAGUUAUGCCUAAACACGGAUGACUCAUAUGUGUGUCAGUGUUCGGAAGGCUUCGUCAUUAAUGAGGAUCUAAAAACUUGUUCAAGAGUGGAUUAUUGCUUGUUGAGUGAUCAUGGUUGUGAACAUUCCUGCAUAAAUACUGACGAAUCCUUUGUUUGUCAAUGCUCUGAGGGAUAUGUACUCAGGAGUGAUGGAAGAACCUGUAAAAGACUGGACGCCUGUGCUCUGGGAGACCAUGACUGUGAGCAUACUUGUGUAAGCCUUGAGGAUUCUUACGAGUGCCGCUGCUAUGAAGGUUACACUCUCCGAGAUGAUGGGAAAACCUGCAGAGUAUUGGACCCGUGUGCUCUGGGACACCAUGGUUGUGAGCAUUCCUGUGUGAGCAGAGGAGAGUCUUACAUGUGCAUCUGUUUUGAAGGGUAUACACUUCUACAAGAUGGGAAAACCUGCAAAAGAGAGGAUGUCUGCAAAUCCACCAAUCACGGCUGUGAACACACUUGUGUUAAUGAUGGCAACUCCUACAUCUGCAAAUGCUCAGAGGGAUAUGUUCUGGCAGAAGAUGGGAAACGGUGCAGAAAAUGCACUGAAGGCCCCAUUGACCUGGUAUUUGUGAUUGACGGAUCCAAAAGUCUCGGAGAGGAGAACUUUGAGAUUGUGAAGCAUUUUGUCACAGGCAUCUUAGAAUCCCUCGAGAUCUCCCCCAAAGCAGCUCGAGUGGGGCUGCUGCAGUAUUCAACCCAGGUCCGCACAGAGUUCACCCUGAGGGACUUCCACACAGCCAGAGACAUGAAAAAGGCUGUGACCCACAUGAAGUACAUGGGCAAAGGCUCCAUGACUGGCUUGGCCCUGAAGCAGAUGUUUGAGAAAAGUUUUACAGAAGGGGAAGGAGCCAGGCCACUUUCAGCAAGAGUGCCCCGAGUAGCCAUUGUGUUCACAGAUGGGCGAGCCCAAGAUGAUGUCUCUGAAUGGGCGAACAGAGCCCAGCGGAAUGGAAUAACCAUCUAUGCUGUGGGAGUAGGAAAAGCCAUUGAGGAAGAAUUGCAGGAGAUUGCAUCUGAUCCCCCUGACAAACACCUUUUCUAUGCAGAAGACUUCAGUACAAUGGGAGAAAUAAGCGAAAAGCUCAAGAAAGGAAUCUGUAAAGCACUAGAAGAUUCAGAUGGGAACCAGGACUUCCCAGAAGGUGAUCUUUCCAAGAUGGCCCAACAACCCCCAGAACCUGAGCCAAUCACCAUAAAUAUCCAAGACCUACUUUCCUGUUCUAAUUUUGCAGUUCAUCACAGAUAUCUCUUUGAAGAUGACAGCCUUUCACAGUCUACACAAAGUCUUUUCCAUUCAACCAAAACAAAAGGAAGCCCUUCAGAAGAAAAGCACGAUCAGUGUAAAUGUGAAAACCUCCUAACAUUCCAGAACUUUGCAAACCAAGAGGUGAGAAAACUCACAGAAAGAUUGGAAGAAAUGACGAGGAGAAUGGAAGUCCUGGAAAAUCGCCUCAGAUACAGAUGAAGAUCUGAACUCAUCUUCAUGUUUAUAUGUAGAAUUAUCAUGCUAGACAGAAUUAUGGUGAAAGCAGAUUAGAGCCAUGAAGCUCCAGGUGCUAAAUCUGUAACAUUUUCAAAUCCCCAGACAUUUCUGGGGUAGAUAUUCAAUGUUAGAUUCCAUGUGAAACUAAGGCAAAAGCACACUAACUUGUAGAAAUACAUUUAGAAAGCAACCAUAGUGGAUUCUAAGUAGAAUUCAACCAACUGAGAAGAAAUAAGCUACCCAGCAAAUAUUAUUGUUUUGGAAAAUAUAUUUGUGGGCAUUUUAAAAGGUAUUUUUGUCAUAUACGAUGCACAUAAUUUCACUACUUGUUCUUCCCUUACAAAUUGAGUAUGCCAAUAUUUCAUUUGAUUACAAAAUAAACCACUUCUUAACAGUC